GUCAUUUUACCACACAGUAAAAUUAGCAGUGUAGAAAUCAAAGUGUUAAAUGUUAUUAAUUCCAAGAGUGUUAAAUAAACAAUUUACAGUGUUAAUGGGUACUCGUUUGGAGUGUAGCUACAGAGGGGCUGCGUGGUGUAAUUUUAUUUUUACUCUGAAAGUGCAAAACACCAGCCAAAUGAUCUUGACUCCUCCCCUCAAUGACUGUUGCUGAAGACGAAGACGCCAUUUUAUGUUCUUGCAAGCAGAAGGUAGGUUAACUGUCUGUCUUUCUCUAUUUUAAAUAAUGUAUAAUAAAAAUAUAAAUGAUGUCAAAAGGGUUUUGAAAUGACUAUUUAAAUGUAUUUGCCAGGUUUAAGGAUGCUUAUCAAAGUUAAGUUCAGAAGUGAACAGAAAUAUGUAAAAGUUUCUCACAGCGAUUUGAAACUUUCUGAUUUUCUGGACGAAGCAUUUAUAAAGUUCGGGAUUGCCGCCUCCAGUCGGGCUGAGGCGAGGCUUUAUGAUGAGUCUGGCACUGAAGUUGAUGACGACGUUUUCGAGGAGGUUCUGAAGCAGCCGAAUUUGGGCGUUUUUAUGCUCAAAGUGGAUAAUUCUUCUAAUGAAACCGAACUGAGCAAGAUUGCUUCAGCAUCAAGUGAAGAAAGCUCAACAGCACAAUAUGAAUCUGAUGACGCUGUUCUUCUGAGUGAUGAUAGCGCUACAAGAAAAAGAAGAGCUGAAGAUGAAGCUGGAAGUCUGGUCCAAAAGAUCUUGCAGACCAAACCUGGUGGGGAUGCAAUCAUCAGAGAAUACAACAAAACCAAAAGUUUGUCUGACAGCACCAGGAAAAAGAUGAUCAACAUUCUUACUGCAGAUAUGACUGAAAAGCACAGCACAUCUCCCCCCAAACACAUAAGAGAAAUGUAUGCUCAAGGAAUUGUUGCCCUGUUUCCAUAUCUUCGGGAUCCUUAUACAAAGCAUGGAUAUGAACAUUAUUAUGACCCCAAAAGUGGACAAGGGUACUUGUCUUGGAAAAUUAAGAACAUUCAGAGGAACAGUGCACCAUCAGAGACCCGUAGAUGAUUCUCCCAGUCUUUCAGUGGUGGCCCAAAGGCGCAGAGAGACACUUCAUCCAGCUCAGGGGUUAUCAUGACAGAAGAACAGUGUAGGGAAGCUAUUUCUCUACUGAAGCAUACUUCAGAGGCAGACACAGUAAAGGCCAAAAUGAAGGAGACAUUUCAGUAUCGUCGUAAGAUGAUUCAUGAUCCAAGCAGAUGUGCUGAAGUGCUGACUGAAUUUCCCCGUUAUCUGGACAUUAAAGGCCUGGUUGAGCUGGAUUUCGUUUUGAUUUUUGGGGAAAAGACUUCAGCUAAGUUUUUGGAAAGGUGGCCAACUGUAUUCAUGCAGAAGGUCAUUCAACAAAGCAAAGGCCUUCACUUCUCUCAAGAACUUCAGGACCUGAUUGAUUCUGCAGAAUCGGCUGUGGGCAGUGAAACCGAUGUUGAAGGAUGGGGCAGAGAUCUUGCUUCAAUUAUUCUCUUACUUCAUUUAAUUCCACCGUCACCACAAGGCCGCAAGAGACCUGGAAAAAUGUCUGCAUCUCAAGCUGAGAAACACCUUGUCAUCUUCAAAAAAGUGGGGACGAACAUUCAGGAACACCUUGAUUCCAUUGAAGAGAGGACACAGCCAUACCUGCUAGCAGUUGGAACGAAGAAAAACAGCAUUCAUGGAUACUACAUAAUUCUUGACAAGAAAGCCAUACCAUGCAAGUCAGUGAGUGGUCUGGGUGCCUUUGACGAACUGUUCAAGGCACACUUUGUUUUUGGUGUGUCUUACAGUAAUGUGCUUAACAACAUGUACACCUUCAUACAAACAACCAUUUUUGAGAUUGAUAUUGGCCAGGUGAAAGAGAGUCCAAGAGUUGCUGAGCUCAGAGCCAGAUUCAUGCGUUAAGAGUUUUCUAAGUAAAAAUGAUUUGUUUUGUCUGUUUUUGCUUCCUGGAGAAUACAAAUGUGCUUGUGCGACAUCUUAAGUUAGUUCAUGGACUGUUAUCUGGCAAAUCACUUUGUCUAAAAUGUGGUCAGGCAGGAUGUUGUUUGGAAUUUGGUACCUUUUCAGGAUUUCGCAAACACUUGCAUAGAGUUCAUGAACAAAGUAAUGACGUUCCAGUAGAUGUUAGUGAUAGUGCUGUUGUUCAUCAUACAGCUGUUGAACUGUCAAGUAAUAUUGAUAUGGCUUCAUGUUCAAAUGAUAGUUCUUUGCCAUUAUCCAAUAAAAACACCACUGAUUUGUGCGCAUCAGCAAUAGCACAAUUGCAGGCUGCAGGUGUCAGUCAAAAUACCAUUAAUACUUUUGUUAUGUCUAUGGAAGAAGUAGUUCAGGACAUCCAGGACCAAGUAAAAGAGACCGCUUUAAAUUGCUUAUCUUCACAGAAUACAGACAUUAGAAGUACAAUUGAACAGUCAUUUCAAGAAAUUGAAAACCCUUUCACCGCACUAAAUUCUGCGUGUAAACGGAACUCCUAUUUUACAACAAAAUGGGCAAUUGUUCAGCCUGUGGAGAAGGUACUUGGGGUUAGAUUUGACAACAGAAAAAACAAGACUACUGGUUUAUAUGAGCAAGUUCCAGUGACUGACAAGUUUGCUUAUGUUUCAAUUAAUCAAACCUUGCAGGGCAUUUUAAAACACCCAAAGACCUCAUACAGGUUUAAGUCUGGUCUACCUAAAAAAGAUGGUAUUUACACUGACAUUGAAGACGGACUAUACAUAAAGAGCCAUCCCCUGUUUUCCAAGGGAAAAAAUGCACUUCAGAUUCAAUUGUUUUAUGAUGACUUUGAGACUGCCAAUCCAUUGGGAUCAAAAAAGGGAAUUCACAAAUUGGGGGGUAUAUAUUUUUCUUUGAGAAACUUCCAACCACGUUUUAAUUCAUCUUUAGCAAACAUACAUUUAUGUGCACUUUUUCAUGCUCAAGACAUCAAAACCUAUGGAUUUGAUGCAAUUUUAGAACCUGUUGUCAAUGAAAUAAAAGUCCUUGAGACAAAAGGAAUAGAAGGACCCAACGGUUAUGUACGUGGCAGCAUUGUCCAAGUAACGGGAGAUAAUCUGGGUUUACAUUGCCUUUUUGGAUUUGUUGAAUCAUUUAGAGCUCGGAAUAGCUGUAGGUUUUGUCUUGCUGAAAGGGAAGAUUAUCAAACCGUAUUCUGUGAAGAUGAGCCCAAUGUAACCUUCCGCACUAAAGAGUCACACCUGAGACACUGUGAAGCUGUGCAAUCAGACCCAGCGCUACCUCAUGUUUAUGGCGUGAAACGCAAAUGUUUGCUAAACACUCUGCAAUACUUCAAUACAUCGGACAAUUAUUCUGUAGACAUAAUGCACGAUGAUUUAGAGGGCAUUGCGCAGUUUGAAUUAAAACUUAUUUUGUGUUAUCUGCAAACCAAUUUUUUGACCGCCAAAGAGUUAGAUGGCAGACUGCAUUCAUUUAAUUAUGGGUACAUGGAGAAGAAGAAUCGGCCUCCUGCUGUAAAACUUGUUGAGGAGAGCAAUGAUCUGGGUAUAAAUGCAAUACAGUGUUGGUGUCUACUCCGGAAUGUGCCAUUAAUAUUUGGUGACAUUAUGCCCCACGAUGACAAACACUGGCAGCUACUACUGCUUUUACUACAAAUAGUAAACAUUGUAUUUUCUCCUAUCUUAACUGAGGGCCUUACAAUUUAUUUGACACACUUAAUUGCCGAACAUCACAGGCUUUUCAAGUGCUUAUUUCCAGGCAAGAACCUCCUGCCUAAACAUCAUAUAAUGAGUCAUUACCCCCGGUGUAUACGAAAUAUUGGGCCUAUUAUUCACAUGUGGUCCAUGCGGUACGAGUCCAAACAUAAUUUCUUUAAGACACAACAAAAAUGUUUUAAGAACAUCACUCUGACACUUGCAAAAAAACAUCAGAAUUGCAUGGCAUUUGCCUGGGAAGCCUUCAACCAUGACAGAUUAGUGCUCGGGCCAGGAAAGAUGGUCUCUCUCUGUGACUUCAGUGAAAAUGUUCAGAUUGCAUCCAAGUUAAACAUUCCUCUUGAAACUGACAUUCUCUCAGUAAAGUGGGUGAAGUAUAAUGGAACUGAGUAUCGUUCUGGUUUAAUUGUUUGUGGUGAAGUAGACAUUGAUUUGCCAGUGUUUUAUAAAAUCAAAGAUAUUAUAGUUAGAAAUGAAGUUGUGAUACUGGUUGCAUCACAGCUCAAAACUAUUUGCUUUGAUGAUCACCUUUAUGCCUAUAGAAUUGAUCCAAGACCAAGUGAAUCUUUGAAUGUCUUCAAUGUCAAUGAACUUGUUUAUUACAAACCCUUUGAUAUGCAGAUGUCCUAUGGGUCUGAUAGUUCCUCUUGGUUUGUUGUGCCUUACUGCACUUUUGUUAAAAUCUAGAAUGAAUGGUUUUAUUGUAAACUUAAUGAUUUUGUCUUUUAUC
Molecule: messenger RNA, 4428 nt
Organism: Paramisgurnus dabryanus
Lineage: Eukaryota; Metazoa; Chordata; Actinopteri; Cypriniformes; Cobitidae
Source: RefSeq, a predicted model, not a curated record